Messenger RNA from Belonocnema kinseyi, 1464 nucleotides. RefSeq lists its product as uncharacterized. NCBI's taxonomy places the organism in Eukaryota, Metazoa, Arthropoda, Insecta, Hymenoptera, Cynipidae. The record is from RefSeq and is a predicted model, not a curated record. The coding region runs from base 97 to 1101 and encodes 334 amino acids. The transcript is spliced from 4 exons.
AGUAGUAGCCACAGAAAAAUCAGCAUGUUUACGUCGUACGUUCCGUGAUGUGUCUUUUAAAUGUAAAAAUACAAAAAAUACUUGCUUAAAAUCAGUAUGAGUGAAUAUAAUUUAUUGAUUGUUUGUUUUAUUUCUGUGACUGGACUUCUAAUCAAAGCAGAGUGGGUUGAAAUACCAGCAUUUUCACAUGACCAGAAGGUUUACAGAACAUCACUCAAGCUAGAUCGCUUUAAUCAGUUUUAUCGUGAUGAGAGAGAUUUCACUUCUACAGUGGGUUACGAUAUUCAAAACGUGAGUAAAUACCAACAAGCUUCAGAGAUCAGAAAUACCGCCUAUCCAAAACGACCGGAAUAUUUAUUUAUAAAUAAUGCUACUGUUUCGUCCCUGGAUUUUUCUGGAUAUUCGCAAGCAACUACUGCCACAGUGACAAGCACAGAAAACACAAAUUUUGAGGAAAAUGAGGAACCGUUGGAGGAUUAUGAUCAUGAUGAGUAUGAUGAUGAAGGCGAAGUACAUGAGGAGCAAAUUAAUACGCCAGAAAUUUCAGAGCAAGAAGAAAUGCAUACUACUUGUUCAACUGACACAUUGGAAACAAAAAUAUUUUCAAACAGCAGUUUUCAAGAAAAACUGAACAUAAACGUUUCUGAAAGAGAACCAGAAACAGACAAACACUAUCUCUAUUAUUUACCGGUUAAAUUACUUAAAAAUGUGCACUUAAUUUUGAAAUCACAGCCUGCAACUUUAGAUGGAAAAAUUAGGUUCUUAAAGAAUUUUGAGAAGACUCUUCUAAUUGAAGUUGAAUCCCGAUUAGCUGCUUCUAUGUCUCCGUUUACGGAUGCAAAUGAAAGUAAAGGAAAACGUAAAAAAAGAUACGAUCACUAUGAAGAUGAUCAUUUGGGGUUUCCUUCAUUGGAAGGAGCAUUGAUGGCAAUUUCGUUUCUUACAUUCGCGGUUUAUCUAGUACGACUAAUAAUGUUAUUGUGUCAAAAUUUCAUGACCGUUCCUCCAACUGCUGCAACAGUAUUCUUUGGAAGAAAAAAGCGAUCUAUGGAUUAUCUUGAUGAAGAUAUGAUAAGAAUCCUUGGCUACUUAAAUAAAUAGUACAUUUUUUGUAUAGGUUUUUUCAAAGAAAAAUUAUUCAGAUCUUUCAGUUCGAUAUACCAGGUACUCUUAAGGAGAAACAUGUGCAACUUCUAGAUUAGAGAUCGUCUAGGCAGAGUUGAGAAACGACUUCUCACUCUUUUGAUUGGUUACAAUUAAGUCGGAAUCAAAAUUUCAGGCAGCGUUUGCGCAGUAAGUAUUCCAUGUGUAUUUUUAGGUUAUGUUUUCUGUGCAGGCAAGAGGUGCGCACAUUUGAAAAAGACUGCUGUUUCCGGACUAAUCAUGAUGCGCGGUAACAAGUCUGUAUGUUGGUUUUUCAAAUAUCCCUAGAUGAUCUCUAUUCUAGAUUAUAAAAUCUGCAAA